Messenger RNA from Kogia breviceps (pygmy sperm whale), 3451 nucleotides. The record is from RefSeq and is a predicted model, not a curated record. NCBI's taxonomy places the organism in Eukaryota, Metazoa, Chordata, Mammalia, Artiodactyla, Physeteridae.
UGCCGGCCCCGGGGCUGCGGAGCCGGCCGGGAGGCUCCUGCGAUGGCAACGGAAGAGGAGGAGGCGGCGAGAGCAGCAACACUUAGAUUCGUAUCUGACUGAGUGAAUGGAGGACUGUAGCCAGCCAAGCUGACGCGGCAAAAAGACUGUCUCAGCAAGUUACUUCAUUCCUUUGAGCCUCUUUCCUCCUAUGCUAAACCAUCGCCGUAGGGCUGUUGUGAGGAUUGUACGAAAUAAGGUAAAGUGUUGAUCGAAGGGAACCAGUGCAUUGCUUCCAUGGUUUCCAGUCAUCUGAGCCCAUGGACAAAACCAGCAACUAUUGGAUCCUUCAGCCCACAUGUGACAGAGUUUCCAAGAAAACGAAAAGGGAGUGAUUCAGACCCAUCCCAGUCAGGAAUCAUGAAAGAAAAAGUGGUGGAAAAACUUUCUCAGAAUCCCUUUUCCUAUCUCCUUUCAACAAGGGUAGAAAUAUCAGCAUCCAGUGGCAGCAGAAUGGAAGAUGGUGAACAACAAGUAAAAAUGAAGUCCUUCAAAGAAGCUCAUAGCCAAACUGAAAAGCGGAGGAGAGAUAAAAUGAACAACCUGAUUGAAAAACUGUCCGCGAUGAUUCCUCAGUGCAAUCCCAUGGCACGGAAACUGGACAAACUGACAGUUUUAAGAAUGGCUGUUGAACACUUGAGAUCUUUAAAAGGUAUGACAAGUUCUUAUGCAGGAAAUAACUACAGACCUUCAUUCAUUCAGGAUAAUGAGCUCAGACACUUAAUUCUUAAGACUGCAGAAGGCUUCCUAUUUGUGGUUGGAUGUGAAAGAGGAAAAAUUCUCUUCAUUUCUAAAUCAGUCUCCAAAAUACUUAAUUAUGAUCAGGCUAGUUUGACUGGACAAAGCUUAUUUGACUUCUUACAUCCAAAAGAUGUUGCCGAAGUAAAGGAACAACUUUCUUCCUCUGAUAUUUCACCAAGAGAGAAGCUAAUAGAUGCCGAAACUGGUUUGCAAGCUCGCAAUAAUUUCCACACCGGAAGGAGUUGUGUGUAUUCUGGCUCGAGACGAUCCUUUUUCUGUCGAAUCAAGAGUUGUAAAAUCUCUGUUAAAGAAGAACACGAAUGCUUACUCAACUCAAAGAAGAAAGAUCAUAGAAAAUUCUGUACUAUCCACUGCACUGGUUACUUGAGAAACUGGCCUCCAAAUAUUGUUGGAAUGGAAGAAGAAACGGACAAUAAGAAAGACAGUAGUAAUUUUACCUGCCUUGUUGCCAUUGGAAGAUUGCAUCCGUAUAUUGUCCCACAGAACAGUGGAGAGAUUAAAGUGAAACCAACUGAAUUUAUUACCCGUUUUGCAGUGAAUGGACAAUUUGUCUAUGUUGAUCAAAGGGCAACAGCAAUUUUAGGAUAUCUGCCUCAGGAACUUUUGGGAACUUCUUGUUAUGAAUAUUUUCAUCAAGAUGACCACAGUAAUUUGACUGACAAGCACAAAGCAGUUCUGCAGAGUAAAGAGAAAAUAUUUACAGAUUCAUACAAAUUCAGAGCAAAAGAUGGCUCUUUCGUAACUUUAAAAAGCCAGUGGUUUAGUUUCACAAAUCCUUGGACCAAAGAACUGGAAUAUAUUGUGUCUGUCAACACUUUAGUUUUGGGACCUAGUGAUACUGGAGAAACAUCAUUGCUUCCUUGCAGCUCUCAAUCAUCAGAAGGAUCCUCUAGACAGUCUUGCAUUAGUGUGCCUGGAAUGUCUGUGGGAACAGUACUUGGUGCCGGUAGUAUCGGAACAGAUAUUGCAAGUGAACUUCUGGACUUACAAAGGUUACAGUCUUCUUCAUCCCUUGAUGAUUCAAGUCCAACAGAUUUAUUGAAAGAUACUCACACUAUAAACUGCAGGAAUAUGUCAAAUAAGGAGCUGACUACACUAAGUCCUUCUGAAAUCGGGGAGCUACAGGCUCCAAAGCAAAACCAAAGUGCUGUUGCUCCUCAUAGGCACGAACCACUCCUUGGAGAAGGUGCCCAGCUGGAUUUUGAUGCCCUCUGUGACAAUGACGACACAGCCAUGGCUGCCUUCAUGAAUUACUUAGAAGCAGAGGGGGGACUGGGAGACCCUGGGGGCUUCAGUGACAUCCACUGGGCACUCUAGCAUUUGAUUUUUAACUCAACAUGAGAAACGUUUUGAAGCAUUUUGCUUACGAAAGACUAUAUAUUCUUCUGUACUGUACUGAUACUGUUUUUACCUUUUAUUCCUAUUAAUGGUUGACCAGUUUUUAUAGAUUUGCUCCUGACUUUCACAGGGGUACAGGGAAAUGUGAUGUUUCCCUUCAAAUUCUCAAAUUUUUCUAUAGACCGCUUUACUCACUGACAUAGCUUAAAACCCACUAGUUGCUAUAUUUUUGCUAUUUUUGCUAAAGUCUUUCUAACCAAGAAUACCACAUGUAUCUUGUUUGGGUUUUCUUUUUUUGAUGCCGUUGUUUUGAGUUUGGGGGAGUUAAUGUGUUGACCUCUUCCUUGUGUCUGAGAUUCAUUUAUAAUUGAUUUAUAAUAGAAGAUUUGUGUAAUCUGGAACCUUUCCAUUCCUUGUGUAUUUCCCUAAUUGAGGAUAGGGCUUAUCCACUUUAAGAAAACGAUGAGUACUUGAACAUUUAAAGGGACAGUGCAAUUUGUAGUGGUAAUCACAAUGAAUACUGUAUUCAGCCUUUGUAGACUUGGGCAAGCACAGAGCCAUGAUAAUUAUGCUCAGCUGAGCACUUUGAGAUGGAUUUUUAAGUGAGAUGAUUUCUUAUUUAAAACUCAGAAAGAAAAAAAAAGCUGAGAGAGUCUCAGCUUUGCUUACAGAAAAGGAAAGGUCUUGGGCCCUACGGCUUGGUGGUGGUUAACCUUUGCCUAUAAGAUUUAGUCUUAAUAUAAACACUCAAGAUUCUUAUUACAGAUAGAACAGGGUUUUGAUGCUGAAAAGGUUUCUAGCAACCUUUAGGAUUAGUCUUAGAAGAAGAAACAGGCCCAGGCAGAGUCAACGCCUUGUGUAGUGUCACAAUUAAGUUCAUGUGUCUUUUAAUGUUUAAUGUAUAUAAACCAGUUUCUUUGUACACAUUUGAGAAAGCAGUAGUCUCACUGGUUAAAUGAUUAGUUAACUGACCUAGGAACAGUUGUUGGCUUUUUAAAUUAUUAGGCAAUUACAGUUACUAUUGCCUGUAACCAAAGGUAAUUAUAUAAGUGUGUUUUUAAAACCAUGAGGCAACGAGAAAGAAUUUAAAAACCAAUUUUCUAGCUAUAAUUAAAAAUCGAGAGCAUUUUUUAAACCAGUAAUUAAUUCAGAGGUAGCUCAAGUUGAGGGCAAGAAUUAAGGAUAUUUAAAAUACUGUAUGUAGGCACUUCCCUGGCAGUCCAGUGGUUAGGACUCCACGCUUCCACUGCAGGGGACAUGGGUUUGAUCCCUGGUCGGGGAACUAAGAUCCCGCAAGCAGUGCAGCAUGGCC